GCACUCAUCUUUCUCUUUCUCUUUCUCUAAAAAAAACUAUUUUCUUUAAUUAAAUGAUUUCUUUUUCUGCUUCUUUCUAUCUUGCAAAAUAUAUACAAUACAAACACACCACCCACAAAGAAGAGGGAAAGAAAGAAAGAAAAAUGGCACACACAACUCAUCAUCAUCAGAAAAACAAAGAAAGAGUCCACACACACCACCCAUCUUCAAUGGCCCAGUUGGACCAAAAUUUAUGUAAAAAAGAGUCUUGAAAGAUAGAGAGAGAAAGAGAAAGAGAAAGAGAAAUCAUCAGUGAGAUAGAUAGAGAGAGAAAGAGAGGGGAGAUGUCUUCAAACUCCAACCAAACCCACCUCACACAUACACAUACACAUACACACACACGCACAAAAACAAAAUUCACAUACAGACCAAUUAAUUAUGGUUGUUCCACAAAUACCCUUCUGCAACCCCCCAAAAAUCUCCAUCUUCAUCACUCCAUUGUCUACCAAACGAACCGAUAUAUGUGGGCUUUUUGGGGCUUUGUCUUUGGUCAGAGUUUCAUCACCAACAACAGAGAAAACAGGAAAAGCAAGAACCUUCUCACCCCCACACCCACACACACCCAUUCAUCUUUCUUUCUUUCUUUAAACUCUUUCUUCCCCACACCUCGCUUUCUAUCUCUCUCUCAUCUUCAUAUUUCCUUCUUCACUUUCUCUCUCUUCUUUUAUCGAAUUACGAUUUUUUUUUCAACAAAGUUGAGAUCUGAUGAGUAAGAAGAUGAAAGGGGUUGCUUUUGAUUCAUCUCCUCAUGUGUCUUAUGAGGACGCUCGAGCAAGAUUUAAGCAUCAAACCCUCCUCCAAGAUUACCGGGAGUUGGAACAGGAAACAGAGGCUGCAAGAAACAAAUUGGAGGCCAUGAAGCAAAAGAAGCAAACUUUAGAAGCUGAAGUUAGAUUCUUGAGGAGAAGACACAAAUUUUUAUUGAAAUCCAAGUCUACUACAACUUCACAACAAGUGAAAUCACAUAAUUUAGAAACAACCCAAUUCAGAAAAAGCAAGAAGGAAAACGUCCACCCCAAAAAGGCAAAAACUUUACACAAUUUGCCCCCGAUUCACAACCUAAAUCAAAGGGGAAGAGUGUAUACAGAGAAGAAAAACGUUAAUCCAAGUCGACCACCUCAUGGGGAUAAAAAUGUAAAUUUGCAUAGUGUCAACAUGUCGCCGGUGACUGAAUUCAAUCGGAAAGAAAACGGUUUUGGUGGUAAAGAAGCUCGGGUUCCUAUAUUUGACUUGAACCAAAUAUCCAUUGAAGAAGAAGAAGAGGAACACAAUGAUUUAAAGCUAUCGAUUUGUAGAAAUGUUGGGGAUGCUUCAUCAAAUAGAGCAGGGAAGAGGAAGAUCUCAUGGCAAGAUCCUGUGGCUUUAAGAAAGUUUGCGUCAGUCCAUAUCAAGAUGGGAGAAGAAAUGCCUGAAAUUGUUGCAUUUAUGAAGCUGGCGUUAGAACAGGCUAAAAUUGCAUUUGACAGUCUUGAGGUGCCUGUGGGAUGUGUUAUUGUUAUGGAUGGGAAGGUCAUAUCAUGUGGAAGAAAUCGGACUAAUGAAACAAGAAAUGCUACACGACAUGCUGAAAUGGAAGCUAUUGAUUUUCUGCUUAAGGAGUGGAAAGAAAAGGGACUUACGAAACAUGAAGUUGUUGAGAUGUUAUCAAAAUGCUAUCUUUAUGUUACAUGUGAACCAUGUAUAAUGUGUGCAUCUGCCUUAUCAUUUAUUGGUAUAAAAGAGGUGUACUAUGGUUGUGGGAAUGAUAAAUUUGGAGGGUGUGGAUCAAUAUUAUCCUUGCAUACAAAUACAUCGGAUAGUGGUGAAGAUGUUGGGAGGAAAAGUUACAAAUGCACGGGUGGGAUAAUGGGUGAAGAAGCAGUUUCUCUUUUUAAAAACUUUUAUGAGCUUGGAAACCCUAAUGCUCCAAAACCUCAUCGCCAACCGAUUCAACAACCAUGA
This is a messenger RNA of Lactuca virosa, 1980 nucleotides long. The record is from the annotation of a GenBank genome assembly. Lineage: Eukaryota; Viridiplantae; Streptophyta; Magnoliopsida; Asterales; Asteraceae.